This is a messenger RNA of Chionomys nivalis (European snow vole), 1353 nucleotides long. It is a transcript of the gene Tfap2c, whose product is annotated as transcription factor AP-2 gamma. The transcript is spliced from 7 exons. Gene Ontology annotation, molecular function: DNA-binding transcription factor activity, RNA polymerase II-specific; RNA polymerase II transcription regulatory region sequence-specific DNA binding. Lineage: Eukaryota; Metazoa; Chordata; Mammalia; Rodentia; Cricetidae. Gene Ontology annotation, biological process: regulation of cell population proliferation; anatomical structure development; regulation of transcription by RNA polymerase II. The record is from RefSeq and is a predicted model, not a curated record. Bases 1 to 1353 code for a protein of 450 amino acids. Gene Ontology annotation, cellular component: nucleus.
AUGUUGUGGAAAAUAACAGAUAAUGUCAAGUAUGAAGAGGAUUGCGAGGAUCGUCACGAUGCGAGCAGCAAUGGGAACCCGCGCAUCCCCCACCUCUCUUCUGCCGGACAACACCUCUACAGCCCCGCGCCACCUCUCUCGCACACCGGGGUUGCAGAGUAUCAGCCGCCCCCGUACUUCCCGCCGCCGUACCAGCAGCUGGCAUACUCGCAAUCCGCUGACCCCUACUCGCACCUGGGGGAGGCUUAUGCUGCUGCCAUCAACCCCCUGCACCAGCCUGCGCCCACCGGCAGCCAGCAGCAGGCCUGGCCGGGUCGACAGAGCCAGGAGGGCGCUAGCCUGGCCCCGCACCAUGGCCGCCCUGCCGGCUUGCUACCCCACAUUUCAGGGCUAGAAGGGGGUGCGGUGAGUGCCCGGCGGGAAGCCUACCGCCGGUCCGACCUGCUGCUACCACACGCACACGCUCUGGAAGCCGCCGGUCUGGCAGAGAACCUCGGACUGCAUGACAUGGCUCACCCCAUUGAGGAGGUGCAGAAUGUGGACGACCCGCACCUGCUUCUACACGAUCAGACUGUCAUUCGCAAAGGACCCAUCUCAAUGGCCAAGAACCCUUUGGGCCUCCCCUGCCAGAAGGACCUGGUGGGAGCCGUUAUGAACCCCAGUGAGGUUUUCUGCUCCGUUCCUGGAAGACUGUCCCUGCUCAGCUCCACGUCCAAAUACAAAGUGACAGUGGCCGAGGUACAGAGGCGACUGUCACCACCUGAAUGCCUAAAUGCCUCGCUCCUGGGAGGUGUGCUCCGAAGAGCAAAAUCCAAAAACGGAGGCCGGUCCUUGCGGGAGAAGUUGGACAAAAUUGGCUUGAACCUUCCAGCUGGGAGACGGAAAGCCGCCCACGUCACCCUGCUCACGUCUCUCGUGGAAGGUGAAGCCGUCCACUUGGCACGGGACUUUGCUUAUGUGUGCGAGGCUGAAUUUCCCAGUAAAGCAGUGGCCGACUACUUAACCAGACCACAUCUCGGGGGACGAAAUGAGAUGGCCACGAGGAAGAGCAUGCUGCUGGCAGCACAGCAAGUGUGCAAAGAAUUCACAGACCUUCUGAUUCAAGAUCGAACACCCAACGGGAACAACAGGCCCACUCCAGUCUUGGAGACGAACAUACAAAACUGCCUGUCUCAUUUCAGUCUGAUAACUCACGGCUUUGGCAGCCAGGCCAUCUGUGCCGCGGUGUCUGCGGUGCAGAAUUACAUCAAGGAGGCUUUGCUCGCCAUUGACAAGUCCUAUAUGAACCCGGGAGACCAGAGUCCUGCUGACUCCAACAAGACCAUGGAGAAAAUGGAAAAGCACCGGAAAUAA